CCUCGAAGAGCUGAUUUUCCAAGUGACGGCUCUGUGCCUUCCUUCCUGUGUAUCCUUGGGUAUAGCUUAAAAGUGAAAAACUGGUUGUGAUGGCAGGAGGUCUGCCUAGCAUCAAGGAGGAGAUGGAAGCAUCCAUGGCUGAAGAGCUGGGUCCUGGAAGCUACAGGCAAGGCCAAGAGCAUCCGGUGAUAGCAGAAAUGAUGGAGCAUGGAUCCCAGUCCUUGGGUGCCUCUCAGCGGCGUCAAAGGUUGGAUACAAAGGCUGCUGGCUCUGCUGCAAGUCAACUGAUUUGGAAUAUAACUGCUGCCCUGCCCAAGAAAGUGGGACCCCAGGUGCCAAUACCCAGAAUGUUGAGAGAACAAGGCCAUGGUGAUGCGCACCCCCGGGAGUAUCCUAGUGGCUUCCAAAACAUGAGAUUCCAUUAUGAGCGCAACCCAGAGGCAGAUAUGGUGGCAGAGAUUGGCCUGGAAGAGCUAAAUGGACUGGAGAUGGAAGUCAUGAGAAGACAGCUGCAAGUGAUCACCAGCCGGCUGCGAGCCCUGGAGGACCAGGGUGCCACCUGGCGCCACAGGGAUGCUCUGAUCUUCACCGUGCUGGUGUCGGCCUGCGUGGCCAACCUGUGGCUGUGGAUGCGCCAGUGAUGCCUCAUGCCGCCUGAGCCCACUUCUCCUUCCUCUUCUUCCCUUUUCUCCCUGGGCCUCCCUUGCCCAUCCUCUUUCCAUCUCCCAGCAGUCCUUAGCAGCAUCAGAGCCAUUUUCCAGCUCUGGUUACACAGGUUGCCCUAGCUGCUGGGAGGUAAAAGAAGUGUGGCGUUCCAAAGGUCUGAAUGGGCUGAAAUGUAGCCACUUUGGAGGGUGAAGAAGGUGGCAUCUCAUCCCCACAGUAACACCAGUGGCAGGGGCUUCCUGCUUGCCCAUCAGGGCUCCAUGGUGACCAUCUCAGAGCUGAACCUUACCUCUGUGCCCUCAACGUCCCUUCUGUUCCAUCGUCUGUGGCAGGGGCUUGGCUGUGCCUUCCCAGUUUUCUUCCUUUGUGUACAGGGCUCUACACAGAAAUUGCACUCAAUAAAAGUUCACUGAUAGCAGCAAA
Ailuropoda melanoleuca (giant panda) is the source of this 1089-nucleotide messenger RNA. RefSeq names its product fetal and adult testis expressed 1 (gene FATE1). Gene Ontology annotation, cellular component: endoplasmic reticulum; mitochondria-associated endoplasmic reticulum membrane contact site; mitochondrial outer membrane. Lineage: Eukaryota; Metazoa; Chordata; Mammalia; Carnivora; Ursidae. Gene Ontology annotation, molecular function: ubiquitin protein ligase binding. The transcript is spliced from 5 exons. The coding region runs from base 90 to 641 and encodes 183 amino acids. The record is from RefSeq and is a predicted model, not a curated record. Gene Ontology annotation, biological process: negative regulation of mitochondrial calcium ion concentration; negative regulation of apoptotic process.